Messenger RNA from Dermochelys coriacea (leatherback sea turtle), 1060 nucleotides. RefSeq names its product melanocortin 1 receptor (gene MC1R). The transcript has a single exon. Lineage: Eukaryota; Metazoa; Chordata; Testudines; Dermochelyidae. Bases 113 to 1060 code for a protein of 315 amino acids. The record is from RefSeq and is a predicted model, not a curated record. Gene Ontology annotation, molecular function: melanocyte-stimulating hormone receptor activity. Gene Ontology annotation, biological process: G protein-coupled receptor signaling pathway. Gene Ontology annotation, cellular component: membrane.
ACGCUUGGCUUUGGUCUUGCCAGAGCCACGACAGCUGUGGUGGCUACGCCUGCUCCUGCCCGUGUUUGCCAGCAGCAGAACCUGCCUGAAGGCCUCCCCCGAAGCUGUCGCUAUGUCAACUCUGGCUUCUCUGCAGAUGCUGAUCGACUCCCUGAACUCCACUGCCCCCAGCAACAGGACCAACGAGACGGCCAACAGGAGCAGCGCCUGGUGCCAGGGUGUCUUCAUCCCCAACGAGCUCUUCCUGACACUGGGCCUCGUCAGCCUGGUGGAGAAUGUGCUGGUGGUCAUGGCCAUCAUUAAGAACAGGAACCUGCACUCACCCAUGCACUACUUCAUCUGCUGCCUGGCCGUGUCCGACAUCCUGGUGAGCGUCAGCAACCUGGUGGAGACCUUGUUCAUGCUGCUGAUGGAGCACGGCGUGCUGCUCCUCCAGACCAGCAUCAUCCGCCAGGUGGACAACGUCAUCGACAUGAUGAUCUGCAGCUCCGUGGUGUCGUCCCUCUCCUUCUUGGGGGCCAUCGCCGUGGAUCGGUACAUCACUAUCUUCUACGCCCUGCGCUACCACAGCAUCAUGACCAUGCAGCGGGCAGUGGUUAUCAUUGUGGGCAUCUGGGUCGCCAGCACCAUCUCCAGCAGCCUCUUCAUCGCCUACUACAAGAACAGCGCCGUCAUCCUCUGCCUCAUCGGCUUCUUCCUCUCCAUGCUCAUCCUCGUGGUGGGGCUCUACAUCCAUAUGUUCUCCUUGGCCCACCACCAUGCCAGGAACAUCUCCAGCCUGCAGAAGAAACGCACUGUCCACCAGAUGACCAGCAUGAAGGGGGCGGUCACCCUCACCAUCCUGCUGGGGGUCUUCUUCAUGUGCUGGAGCCCCUUCUUCCUGCACCUGACGCUGAUCGUCACGUGCCCCAAGAACCCCUUCUGCACCUGCUUCUUCAACUACUUCAACCUCUUCCUCAUCCUCAUCAUCUGUAACUCGGUGAUAGACCCGCUCAUUUAUGCUUUCCGGAGCCAGGAGCUCAGGGAAACCCUGAAGGAAGUGGUGCUGUGUUCCUGGUAA